AUUUAUAAAAGUAGAUAUAACAAAAUGUUACGUAACCAUUAACCAUUGCAAAUUAUGUUUAGAGAAUUUAAGUGAAUUAGUUUAACUUCUUUAACUGGUGAUAUAAAAGGAAAAAAGUCUUACUUUGUUCUGACUUAAACCAGGACAAAACUGAACUGUCUCAACUAAGGCACUACAUUUCCCACAAUGCUCAUUAAUGCGGAAAGUGAUUACGUCAUCAAAGUGCGCCGUCACUCUGGCAACGGUUGUAACUAUUCCCUGCGUUUGACGCCGUUCAGCUAGCUAGCUUGUCAAAGUUUGUGAAGAAUAAAGUUUAAUGCCGAAAUUAAGCGCGGACACGCUAUGGGAGCAGGCUGCGGCGGAGGUCCACAGUCGGGAGACUGAAGGCGGGGAGGAGGACGGAGGAGACACGGUCAGCGAGAGGACCGUGUUUCUGAUGGGGAGCAAGGCUGGGGGUAAAACGUCUGUUCUCCUCAGAUGCCUCGACAGGGAUGAACCGUCCAAGCCUACUCUGGCACUGGAGUACACUUUUGGCAGAAGGGCCAGAGGACACAACACACCCAAAGACAUAGCUCACCUAUGGGAGCUGGGAGGGGGGACGUCUCUGUCAGAUUUGGUCCAGAUCCCCAUCACUCCUGUCAGCAUCAGGUCUCUCUCCGUCAUCCUCGUUCUGGACUUGUCUAAACCCAACGCCCUGUGGGGAACCAUGGAGAAGCUGCUGCAGGCAGCACAAGCUCAGCUGGAGAAAGUCUCUUCUCAAGCACAACAAGCACAGAGGGCCAAACCUGGAGCCAAACACCAGACCCCUGUCCACUCAACAACACGUGUUUUACCUAAAGACUAUCCUGAUAAAGAGCUGAUCAGUCCCUUUCCUGUUCCUCUACUCAUCAUCGGCAGCAAAUAUGACCUCUUUCAGGAAUUUGACUCUGACAAGAGGAAAGUGGUCAGUAAAACACUGCGUUUUGUUGCCCACUUCUACGCAGCCUCUCUUAUUUUCACGAGCAUCAAGUCAGAAAGCCUGAUGUCAAAAACAAAGAGCUUCUUCUCCCACCUGGCUUUCGGUCUGGACAGAGGGAAAACGUUGUCCUGUGACUCCACCAAGCCUCUCAUCAUUCCAGCAGGCUCUGACUCCUUCAGCCAAAUAGGUUCCCCUCCUACUACUGAUGUAGACAUCACUUCUCUGCAUGCCAAAAACCCAAAGGACCUCUGGAAGAAAGUCUACGAGCAUGUCUUCCCCCAAGAGAACACCAGUGAGCAUAGAGAACUAAAGGAUCCAGCCAAAGACCAGCAGUACAGUGAGCCACAGAUUGAUGCCAUGAGAGCUCAGAAAGACCAGGAGUUGGAGCAAUAUAAGAGGAAUGCAACCAAAUCAUGGAAAGGACUUGAACUGAACACAUGAGAUACUCCGCUUUAUGGUCACACUCACACACAUACAUCAUAUUUCAAUGUAAAUACAGUGCACAUUUUUCGUUAUUUAUUUCCUCUUGUGUCUAUUUUUAACAAAACAGAACUACUUGUAUACUCAUGAUAAAAUGUGCUCUAAAAAAUAAAAAAAAAGGUGCACUAAUACAAUAAGCAUCACUUGCGGUUCGUGAUACAUUACAAUCACAAUAUUUAAACAAAAACGUAAUACAUGCAAUACAUUAUAUGACGUUUUAGUGCUGAAAAACUUGGUUAUUGUUUCUGCUACUUAAUACACAGCAGUCCACUGUUCAAUUUUGAAUCA
This is a messenger RNA of Plectropomus leopardus (leopard coralgrouper), 1726 nucleotides long. RefSeq names its product dynein, cytoplasmic 2, light intermediate chain 1 (gene dync2li1). Gene Ontology annotation, biological process: intraciliary transport involved in cilium assembly; intraciliary retrograde transport. Gene Ontology annotation, cellular component: axoneme; ciliary basal body; cytoplasmic dynein complex. The record is from RefSeq and is a predicted model, not a curated record. NCBI's taxonomy places the organism in Eukaryota, Metazoa, Chordata, Actinopteri, Perciformes, Serranidae. Gene Ontology annotation, molecular function: dynein heavy chain binding.